Molecule: messenger RNA, 6006 nt
Organism: Orussus abietinus
Lineage: Eukaryota; Metazoa; Arthropoda; Insecta; Hymenoptera; Orussidae
Gene: tay
Product: autism susceptibility gene 2 protein
Exons: 13
Coding region: 668-4873 (1401 amino acids)
Source: RefSeq, a predicted model, not a curated record
GCGAGAGUCGCUCGCGUCUCGAGAAUGCAGGUCGGGCAACUCGGUCGGCGUAGGGCUCGGUGCGGCCUCGGAAGGCCCCGGAAUUGAUAGAAGCUUGCGGUCGGCUCCGGUGGACCGGCGCGGGUGCGAGACCGAGCGAGCGGAGCGAGGAUUCGGCCCCGGGAUGAGGCCCGGGCCGACGUGACACGGGCGGGUGCGCGCCGCCAUUUUUAUUUGGGCGCACGAUGCGGCAACCGUGCGCGCCCGUUCGAUCCGCCAUUCCAAACAAUCCUCGGAGUCCGCGGCCCCUUGGACCAGCCAUCUCGAAAAGUGGCUAGCGACUAGUCGCGACCUCGACGGCGUCCCCGGCCCGCGGCAGCUCGUCGGCACCCUCCGCCGCCCGCGGCCACAUCGCCGGCGAGGACCGUCCACCGUGCGCGUCCGAGGGGCCCGGGAUCGGGUCCGGGGCGAGAGGAUGCCAGGUCGUCCCCUCCGGUGAGUGCAGUGCGCCCGGGAUGCGCCGCCCGCGAGGACUCGCCUUCUGAGCGACCCACCUAGGGAGCCGGCCACCCUCGGGAACCGCCGUCCAGAAGUCGGCCCGCGGCGAUGAGACGACGCGUCCCCGUCCGCUCGGCCGGGUCGCCUCUCUGAGGCGAACAGCUCCAUCGGGGGCCCGAUCCGACUCGACAUGGAGAUCGAGGCGAAGCAGCGGAACCAGAGGAACCGACGAAGGGAACGUGCCCAGCGCAUGCUCGCCCAGCGAGAGAGCCUCGCCAGCGCGAAGCAGCAGCAACAGCAGCGACAGCAGACCAGGAGGCCUGCCGACGAAGAGGACAGCCAUAGCGGGGAGGACGAGGACGCAGCCGGAGGCCUCGCUUCGAUUGGCCUGUCGAGAGGGAGUCGACCUCGAGAAAGCCGCUCCAGGCCUCCGAGGCCUCCCAGACCCCCCAGGCCCAGGAAGAAGUCUUCCCUUGCCGGGGCGGUGCAGAAGGAUCCGCCGUUCGAGGAGGACAUAGUCGACGGAUUCGCCAUCCUUGCCUUCCGUACCUACGAGGAACUCGAGAGUGCAAUAAAGUUGGCCGGCAAGAAUAAUGUCAAGAAGCUCCAUACGCUGCUCUCGAUAGCCGACGAGAAGCCCAAGGUUGACACCGGCCAGCACGACCGACACGGCGAGCACCGCAUCAAGAACCACUUCAAGCACAACCAUUAUACGCAUAAUUCCAUACUGACACCCUCCACGCUGAACCAGGGCUUAGAUGCGGGCACUAGCGACGACAGCGGGAGAGCGUCCGAACGGUUGCACGGCCCUGGUAUACCUAGGGAUUGCCAGGACGCCGACAGCUCCAGGGACCACCUUAGCGAUGCUAGCAGUCAUUGCAGUUCGGGUAAAGGUUAUAUCUGUGAUAGCGAAGGAGAAGACGACAAGGUGAGUAGCCAUAGAUUACCGUCGAGAGAUCCACGUUUCCGAGGAGACGAUCGCGUCGUCACUCAAGCGUUCCUCGUGUCCUUGCAGGUCUCGGAUGCGGAGUCGAUACUCUUCGAGUCUUCUACUCCACCGCCGCUCGCACGAAAAUGUACGUGUCGACCCUUGACUUGGGCACCUCUCAUCGACGAGUCUCGCAAGCGGUGUAUCGAUGGUUCCGUUUCAGACGAGCUGCCGUCCUCCUCGCCGCACGCGCUGCCACCGGCAAACGGAGCGGGGGGCUCGCCCCCCGACACCGGCGGCCAGAUCUCCAACCCGGCGACGGACGCCCCGGCGCCGAUUCCGCCUCCGGCGGCCGCGUCCGCACCCGUCCCGACGGCGCCCAGUCCCCCCAGCCCCACGCUGCCCCCGCACAUAUCCCAGCCUCCCAUGACCAGCCCCCUGGCGGCGAACCCUCGCGCCACGGUCCCGCAGCAGCUGGUGCAGCAUCAGCCCCACCAGCCGCACCAAUCGCACCAGCCGCAUCCGGCGCACCAGCCGCAGCAGCCGGCGCACCAGCACCCUCCGUCGCACCCGCAAUCACAGGCCCAGCCGCAGCAGUCGCAGCAGGCUCAGCCGCAGCAGCCGGCCCAGCAGUCGCAGCCGCGGGCGGCGUCGCCGGCGCUUCCGCCGCCCUCGCUGCCCCGGCACCCGGCGGGCGCGCCUCUGGCGCCCUCGAGCCACACGACCAGCCCCGCGGUAGCGAGCCUGGGGGUCGCGCCGGCAGCGCCCUCGAACGGCGCUUCCCAGGCGACGUACCCGCCGCCCCUCGCCAUGUCGCUGCCCUACUCCCAGACCGGGCAGCCCUCCUCUUAUCCGCCGCUCUACACCCCCUACGCCGCCCUGAACCACAGUCCGUACCUGCCACCGGCGGUGCCCUCGCCCUCGCACUCGGCCGCCUCUUCGAGGACCGACGCGGUAGGUGCCCGCCGCCAUCCGAGGGCCUCGCCCGCCGUCCCGGGCCCGGCUGACUCGCUUCUCGGUUCGCAGCGGGCGUCCCCCUGCGCUCCCGGGCUCCGACAGCCGGCCGGCCCGGGCGGCUCGACGCCCCUCAGCGCCGCGACGACGACCUGCGUCUCUACGAUCGCGAACACCGUUACCACCGCCAACACGAUCGCCCACCGGGACGUCGUGGCCUGCAGCCUCGCCGGCAGGGCUAACGCGAACAACUCGCCCCGAGGGCACAGCCCCAACCGGGAGCGCGACAGCUAUAGCAGCAACGUGAGCAGCCUGAGCCGGGGCAGCGUGACGCCCGUCAGUGCGGCCAACACCUCCUCCCCGGCGAACUCUAGUCUACCCGCCUCCUACUCCAAGGCGCAGUCAUGGAUGGGGAACACGGCGUCUCAGCUGUCGCCCGCCACGGCCACGUCGGUGCCCAGGCCGACGCCUCCGCCGGUGCCGCCUCUGGGGAUUCACGCCUUCCCGCCGCCGAUGUUCGCCGCGCCCCCUCUGCCGCCGCCGGUCUCGAGCUCCAGUCCGCACGCGACGCUGCCCUCGCUGCCGCCGCCCCCGACCUCGAACCCGAACCCCUUCUCGGCGGAGUCGCUCUUCCAGACGAGGAUCGCUCACGUUUCAGGCCAGACCGACCUGCUCAGGCGGGAGCUCGACAACAGGUUUCUCGCCUCCCAGGAUCGGGGCGUCGGCGUGGCCAACCUCGGGCCCCCGGCCUACCUGCGGACCGAGAUGCACCACCACCAGCACCAACACACCCACGUGCACCAGCACACGACGCCCCUGCUGCCGCCUCCCGCGGCCACGACCCUCUUCCCGCCGCCGAUCUUCAAGGACAUUCCAAAGCUGGGGAGCGUCGACUCGCCGUUUUUUCGCGGCAACCUCAACCUCUCGAGCUACUCGGGUUUUAACGCCGGUCUCCUGCACCCCGGGAUCGGGCCGCCACCUUCCACGCCAUUCGUCCCGCCGAAUCACCUGACCUCGUUCGCACCAAAGAAGACCGGCAAGUGGAACGCCAUGCACGUGAGGAUCGCUUGGGAGAUCUAUCACCACCAGCAGAAACAGCAGGCGGAGGCCAAGGCCGGCGGGGUGGUCGGCGCAAAGACGGAGCUCCUCAGGCCGCCCGGAGGUCACCCGGUUUACCCCGGGGCUCCGGGGGCGCCGGGAGGCGGCCUCGGCAUCGGCGCCCCGGUCGCGCCGCCCUUCGCGGCGAACCUCCAGCCCGCUCACCCACCGGCGCCGCCGCCGCCCCCGCCUCCGCCUCCGCACUCCGUGGGCUUCCUCUCGAGCCCGGCCUCGCACCUGGUCACCACCGCGGGAUCCGGAAUGUCGCCGUUCGGAAGGUAUCCCACGACGUUCGCCGCGGCGAACCCGAACUUCCCGGGGCUCGGCGGGUUCCCGCUGGCGCGGGAGAUGCCAGCCCUGGGAGGCCUGGGCUCGGUCCACGACCCCUGGAGAGGCUACCCGUCCAGGUUGCAGCGCUCCGCGGGGGGCUUUCCGCCGACGACGGUGUCCUGGGGUCUGAAGCCGGAGCCGCCGCCCGUGGACCGGCGGGCCGAGCUGGAGGAGCGGGAGAGGGAGCGGGAACGAGAACGCGAGAGGGAGCGCGAGAGAGAACGCGAGAGGGAGAGGGAGCGCGCCAGGAGGGAGCGGGAGCGCGAGGAGCAGAGGGAGAGGGAGCGCAGGGAGCGCGAAAAGGAGGAGAAGCGCAAGCAGGAGGCGGCCGAGCGCGAGAGGGAGCGGGAGCGCCGCGACAAGGAGAGGAGGGAGAUGGAGAGGCGGGAGAUGGAGCGCGAGAGGCUGCUGCACCAGAACCGGCAGCAACAGCAGCAACACCAGCAACAGCAGCAUCAGCAACACCAGCAUCAACAUCAACAUCAACAGCACCAGCACCAGCAGCACCAGCUCGGCCGGGAGCGCUCGCCCUUGAGGAACGGCGGCCCCGAGGCCGGCGACGUGAUGCGCGUCAAGGAGGAGCCGCGCGGCAAGGACGACGAGGUGGUGAUGCUGCCGCGGCCGACGGGGCCGCUCCCGGAUCCGCGGUACCACCACCCGCACCCGCACGCGGCCUACUUGGCGGCGCGCCAUCCGCACGGGAUGCCGGGGCCCCACUCGAUGACCCGGGGCAUGCUGCCGGGCCUGGGGGCCCACCCGAUGCAGCACUUCCCUCCUCCGCCUACGGCGGGACCCGGGGCGCAGCCCGGGCCCGGGCCUUGGGCCGCGGACCCGUUCCGCGACCCCUACCGCUACGACCCGCUGCAGCAGCUCCGCUACAACCCGCUGGUCGCUGCGGCGGCGUACCGGGCCGAGGAGGAGGAGCGCUCCAAGUUCUACGCCGGCUACCCGGGGACGCUGCGCGCGAAGGACCCCAGCCCCGGGCCCCUGAGCAACCUGCACAUGCACCACCGCGCCGGACCCGGACCCGGCCCCGGCCUCGUCCACGACGUCCAUAAGAAGGAGGACGCCUCCCAGAGCCGAUGAUAGGAGAGGACCGACUGUACAUAGACGACGAGGGGCCCGAUUAUUUAAUUAUUUAUUUAUUGCGACGCGUCCGCGAGGAAUCUCCCCGAGAGUCGACGACCCCGGCCGCUCGUUUAACUUAAUCGAUGUAAUAUAAAGAACUUUAUAUAUAUAUAGAUACGUAUAUAUAUAUAUAUAAAUUUUACUUUUUCGAUAGGGCUUGUAAAUUAGUAGCGUGGACUGUAGGUAGAGAAUGAGAGUGACAGCGACUCGUAGGGAUGGAAGAGUAUAGGACGCUCUCGCCCGCGCGGAAGUAGAGCGAGAGAGAGAGAGAGAGUGUGGGUGGAGAGGGUGACGCCGCACUCGGUACUUUCCUGUGAUAUAAAAUGACGAUUAUCUAGUAAUACCUGAUGGCGCGGACGGAACCCUCCCCCCCUUCCCCGGAAAUCGAUAGAGGGCGAGGAGCGGCCGCGAUCCCUCUCUCUCCCUCGGAAGCGGCCGUCGCGGCGUUUAACCACUACCCCCCCUCGAGUCGCCGACGUCGGCGACGUUUUCCUAGGCGCGAUUCGUUCCUCCAUUUUUUUUUUUUUGAAGACGCGAUUCGUUGUUACGUUUUUAUGGCCACGAUUCGUCGCCAAAAUUCGCAGCAACGCGUCCCGUUUGCGCGACUUUCGUUGAUUUGUUCGUCCUCUUCCCUCAACCCCCCCCCCUGUUUUCCCCCGAAGACCUCGAGGGAGGCGCGUCGCCGUUAAGCGUCGUCGAAGCGACCAAUCGAGAACUGUACAUUACCCUGUAAUUUGAUAUAUAACGUUUCUAAUAACCGCUCGUCGUUGGGCGCGACCAACGCGAUCAGGGAACGAGACGAGGCGGUGACGGCACGGACGGAAAGAGGAAAGGAGAGCUGUAGAUAAUUCGAUCGUAGGUCGACCGAGAGACCCGAUUGCGACGCGAUGCAAUAACCACGAGUCGGUUUUCGUUUUUCCUCCCCUGAAACCCCCUUCUUGUAGAUACGUCGCGGAGUAUAGGCAAGAGGUUUUGUGUGAAUAUAGGUUCUUUUCUAUAUAGAGAGAUCGAGAGAGAGAAAGAGAGAGAGUGCGAGUGUGAGAGAUCGAUUCUUUGUAAAAGGGUCUGAAUAAUCAUAGUUUACACGAAAA